Molecule: messenger RNA, 1521 nt
Organism: Fomitopsis serialis
Lineage: Eukaryota; Fungi; Basidiomycota; Agaricomycetes; Polyporales; Fomitopsidaceae
Exons: 5
Coding region: 1-1521 (506 amino acids)
Source: RefSeq, a predicted model, not a curated record
AUGCAGGCCAUUGCCCGACGAACGUCCCAGGCAGAGGUCGCCAACCUCAUCGGUCGCUUCGAGCAGCAGACUAAACGCCAAUCGAUUGUGCCAAAUGGACCUUCACGCACGAUAGAGCAGAGGGACAAGCGGGAAUGGCCUCCAAGACCGAGACCUUCGUCGACUGCUAGCCCAAGUAUAGCAGACCAGCUUGCGAGGUUCGUUGAUAGCAGUCUGGCCAAGUCACCGCCUGCCGAUUCUGUGCCAAUCCCGGAGCCAGCUUCCGAUCCAGCGGUUGCUGCAGUCGACCCCCCCUCCUCUCCACCAGAGAUUGCGGUGCCUGUGCCCAAACCCGUAGCAUCGCGACUGUCGAGCACUGGGACGGUUAACCAGCCCCGCGUGCCGAGCACACCGUCGAAAACUGCUAGCAGGCCGAGCACCGCUGGUGGUACUACCCGGACACCAGCGCGUUCGUCCACGAAAUCUCCUCCAACUGCUUACCAUCCUUCUCCAUCGACGUCUGCCUCGACUCCUGCCAAGGCUGUCACGCCUAAAUCGACACCCGCUAGACCGCGUCCGUCGUCUCGCGCGUCUCAUACGCCCGUGAAGACGCCCCCGCGCGACCGAAGACCCCGUCUGCGCGACCGAAAACUCCGUCGCGCGACCGAAGACCCCACCACUGCCACCACACCGGCGACGAUGAGACCGAAGACGCCGUCGUCGGGACUCUUCGCUCCCACAGCCGCGAAGGCGACAACACCAGGAGUCUUGGAGCGGUUGAGCAAGCCUACCGCGGCGAGCUUGAGCAAAGCGAGGACUCCGGUUCCCGCGGCAACUGCGACAAGGGGCGGUCCUGCUGCUAGGGGUUCACCGGCUGCAGGGCAAGCGCCGCAACGCCGCAGCGACACGGAACCGCCGAUUCAGCUAGAGCUUGUACCUGCAGAGAUCCCAGAUGAGCCUCAUGAAGAUGCCUACCAACCCGAGCAUGAAUAUUAUCAGGAAUCCGAUGCGUUCUCAAGCCCUGUCCAGGCGCAUGAGCACGAUAGCUCGGAAAGCACACUCAUUGACGAGCCGCAGCACGCGUCAGCUGGACUCACUGAUGACCCUGACGUGCACGCGGCCGCCGUCGAGACCGCCGAAGCCAUCCUGAACUCGAAGGAGGAAGAGUUGGCGGAGCACGGAGUCCCGGAUAUCAGUGCAGAGGAGGCGUUGGAGGAGGUGGUACCGAAGCCGGAAGAAACGAUAGCUCACGAGGAGGGCGUGCAUGAACUUCUCGCUGCAGCGGAUGCAGUGCACCACGAGGAGACUAUCCAGGCCGAGGACCACAUUGAUGCUCACUUGAUUGAGUCUGCUCACGAGGAGACGGACCGUGCGGGCUCUGUUACGCCGGAAGGGCAUGAUGCGGAUGCCCACGUCAACGGGAAGACGACGCCCACUCCCGGCGGUGGUCCUGAGCUCGAGGAUAUCAUCAACAUGCUCGAGGCGAAGCCACGGCCCAUGAGCAUCGCUACGAUCCCGGACGAGUUCGAUAUAGCGGAGUGA